Molecule: messenger RNA, 588 nt
Organism: Colletotrichum phormii
Lineage: Eukaryota; Fungi; Ascomycota; Sordariomycetes; Glomerellales; Glomerellaceae
Exons: 2
Coding region: 153-401 (82 amino acids)
Source: RefSeq, a predicted model, not a curated record
GCCGAAUUGCAGACGGCUCACGGCGCGUCCUCGAAGACUUGAGGCCCCACGGGCUGUUCGAGUUGAAAGUCGGUGCCCUCGAAUGGUUACCUACUCGGGAGUCGAAUGGUUCGGGGAGACGAAGAUCAUGUUGCAGAACCCGAUGAGCGUUGAUGUGGAACAUGAGCUGCCCAACAGUGUCCGUAUACGCAGUAGGUAUACCAGAAGCCAGCCAUGAGUCGCAGGUCGAUGUAUCGUGUACGAGCCGGCGCUUUCGAGCUGUGCCGCAUGUUGCGCCUCAACCGCCAGGGGAGGCGGUAUCAAACACCUGGUUCUCUCCCUGCGACGUCACCGCAUCGCGAGUACACAUGCUUGUCACCUGUCGAGACCACCGCCGCCGGUCAGGUGACUUGGAGUCUUGACCGACCCGGCCGACAGGAGCGGCCUUUCUAACUGCGCCCCGCAAGGGAAGAGCUCCAACAGCUCCAUCAAUUUUCAAGUUCAACCCCGUUGCGCAAACGCCGCCGUUGUCCAGAAGAGGCUUGAAGUGUUGCGACGAGGCCUAGGACGUGCAAGACUAAGACCAAGAUGUACGGAAUAGAAUCAGAC